GUCAGAGCCACCCAACCCAUCGCCACUGACGUUGUUCACAGCUAUCGUAGGGUUGUUCACUGAGCCUCCCCCACACACCUGACACUCUACAACGCAGAUGGUAGAAUAAUGGCGCCAGGCUCAAAUUAUCUCAAGGUAUAGUGAAGCUACAGUUCGCCUUGUGACCUGAAUAGCCCACCUGUGUUACAUGUGGCGAAAGGCCGAAAUCCCUACAAUGUACAACUGCCAGAUCAGCCACCCAUGUUGUCAGUACAACUGUACGUUAGGGUAAUUAUUUCAUACUGCGAUCUCGUUGAAGUGUGGCGUCACACCAGGAAGCUCCACUUUACAACAGUACUCCGUGAGUUUCCGUCGAAACGAUUUCUGUCUAUGCUAUGGAGUUAGUGACCUUAUUGGUGAUUCUGCUUAGCGUGUGCUGUUCUGUGUUGAUUUAUCAAAAAUGGAGAGAUAUAUCGUCAAAGCCCUUACCCCCAGGACCAAGAGGGUUAGGGACGUUCUUCAAUUUUGUAAAUGCUGUUUCCAACUUCACUCUCCACGUCCACGCCGACCGCUGGGCGAGGCAGUAUGGGGACAUCGUUUCAGUGGCACUGUUUGGGCAGAAUAUCGUCAUCCUUAACGAGGGGAGGUUAAUGAAGAGGUUUUUCUGUGACGAUUCCCUGAAAAUGGUCACCAAUGAUAGACCGAGCUCGUUCGCUUCAAGGUUCGUUUUCAAGGACCAGUGUAUAGGAGUGAGCUCCUUGGGUAAACAUCACACACGAAUGAGGAAGCUAUUUCACAGUUCCUUGAAACUCUACGGGGAUGGCGUCCAGUGCUUUGAGGACACGAUCAUUGAAGAACUUCGGCGCGUUGUGUUGCAGAUUAACUCGAACGCGGAAGUACCACUGGAUGAAAUAAUAUCCAACUUUUUGCUGAAUGCCAUACACAUUCUCCUGACAGAUGAACGUCCAAACGAUGGCGAUUCUACACUCCGCCAGAUGAAAGAGUACAACAGCGCUGUCAACAGGUUGUUUGGACUAGAAGUUGACCAACCUCUGACUAUAAUGCCUUUCCUGCGCUAUCUACCGGGGCCUCUCAAAACGAAGUGCGACAAUGUGAAAUCUUGUAUAGAAGCGCUGUACGCAUCCAUAUAUGAGAAUAUGAAGGCCCAGUACAUCCCGGGUGAGCCCCGCGGUUUGAUUCAAGCUGCCUUAGAAACUCAACACAACAUGAGCGACAAAUCCAAGAUGGCGGAUGAUCACAUCCGGUUUAUAAUGCUAGAAAUAAUCUCAGCUGGAUACCUGACAACAAGAGGGACGUUACUUGGUCUUUUCCUCGCUUUGAUGGAACAACCGGAUCUUCAAGACACGCUGUACGAACACAUCAAGGCCAGCGUAGGCGACCGAAAGGUCAAUGUCGUGGACAGAGGGUCAAUUCCGUAUGUGGAUGCCAUGGUACUGGAAGUCCUGAGAUACCUAACCCACGGGCCGGUAUCCCUACCACACCGGACCAACAAGGACAUGGAGAUAGACAGCUACAGGAUACCCAAGGAUUCAAUUAUUUUGGCCAAUUUCUGGUCAAUGGCACAUGACGAGAAGGUGUGGGACUCCCCAUGGGUGUUUCGGCCCGAGCGUUUCCUUGAUGACCAAGGUCACCUACUGCCGCCAGAUCAUCCAGUUCGGCAACGGUUCUUGCCAUUUGGUGUAGGAAAACGACAAUGUCCUGGAGAAGUGUUUGCCAAAACGAGGAUGUUUCUAUUAAUAACUACUCUAUGCCAGCAUUUCAAGUUUCUACCUCCAGAGGGCGGGAUGACGUCAUCGUCCGAUGUGAGAACCUGGUCACCAGGUUUAAUUCUUCAACCAGAGAAAGUCUUGUGCAAGGUGGAACUGAGAGAUACCCGUCCUCUGCUUCAGUGAAAACAUUUAAUUGGUUCAGUUAAUAUAUACAGUGCACAUUAAUACUAACUUCAGUGAAUGCAUUGUCUACGUCAGUGAAUACAUAAAACAUGUGUCUACUUCAGUGAAUUCAUUGUCUACUUCAGAAAAUGCAUAAGACAUGUGUCUUCUUCAGUGAAUGCAUUGUCUACUUCAGUGAUUACAUUGUCUACUUCAGUAAAUACAUAAAACAUGUGUCUUCUUCAGUGAAUGCAUUGUCUACUUCAGUGAUUACAUUGUCUACUUCAGUAAAUACAUAAAACAUGUGUCUUCUUCAGUGAAUGCAUUGUCUACUUCUGUGAAUACAUUGUCUACUUCAGUCAAUACAUAAAACAUGUGUCUACUUCAGUGUAUGCAUUGUCUAUUUCAGUGAAUGCAUUGCCUAAUUCAGUCAGUACAUAAAACAUGUGUCUACUUCAGUGUAUGCAUCGUCUACUUCAGUGAAUACAUGGUCUACUUCAGUCAAUACAUACAAAAUGUGUCUACUUCAGUGAAUGCAUAAAACAUGUGUUUAAUUCAGUGAAUGUAUUGUCUACUUCAGUGAAUACAUUGUCUACUUCAGUGAAUUCAUAAAACAUGUAUCUACUUCAGUGAAUGCAUUGUCUACUUCAGUGAAUGGAUUGUCUACUUCAGUGAAUACUUAAAACAUGUGUCUACUUCAGUGUAUGCAUUGUCUAUUUUAGUGAAUGCAUAAAAUACGUGUCUACUUCAGUGAAUACAUUGUCUACUUCAGUCAAAACAUUGUCUACUUCAUUCAAUACAUAAAACAUGUGUCUACUUCAGUGUAUGCAUUGUCUACUUCAGUGAAUAAAUUGUCUACUUCAGUGAAUACAUAAAACAUGUGUCUACUUCAGUGUAUGCAUUGUCUACUUCAGUGAAUACAUUGUCUACUUCAGUAAAUACAUAAAACAUGUGUCUACUUCAGUGUAUGCAUUGUCUAUUUCAGUGAAUACAUUGCCUAAUUCAGUCAAUUAAUAAAACAUGUGUCUACUUCAGUGAAUGCAUUGUCUACUUCAGUGAAUACAUUGUCUACUUUAGUGAAUUCAUAAAACAUGUGCCUACUUAAGUGUAUGCAUUGUCUACUUCAGUGAAUACAUUGUCUACUUCAGUAAAUACAUAAAACAUGUGUCUACUUCAGUGAAUGCAUUGUCUACUUCAGUGAAUACAUUGUCUACUUUAGUGAAUUCAUAAAACAUGUGCCUACUUAAGUGUAUGCAUUGUCUACUUCAGUGACUGCAUUGUCUACUUCAGUGAAUACAUUGUCUACUUUAGUGAAUUCAUAAAACAUGUGUCUACUUCAGUGAAUGCAUUGUCUACUUCAGUGAAUGCAUUGUCUACUUCAGUGAAUGCAUUGUCUACUUCAGUGAAUACAUAAAACAUGUGUCUACUUCAGUGUAUGCAUUGUCUAUUUUAGUGAAUGCAUAAAAUACGUGUCUACUUCAGUGAAUACAUUGUCUACUUCAUUUAUUACAUGUCUACUUCAGUCAAUAUAUUGUCUACUUCAGUGAAUACUUUGUCUACUUCAGUCAAUACAUAAAACAUGUGUCUACUUCAGUGUAUGCAUUGUCUACUUCAGUGAAUAAAUUGUCUACUUCAGUGAAUACAUAAAACAUUGUCUACUUCAGUCAAUACAUAUGUCUACUUCAGUCAAUAUAUUGUCUACUUCAGUGAAUACUUUGUCUACUUCAGUCAAUAUAUAAAACAUGUGUCUACUUCAGUGUAUGCAUUGUCUACUUCAGUGAAUAAAUUGUCUACUUCAGUGAAUACAUAAAA
Molecule: messenger RNA, 3683 nt
Organism: Haliotis rufescens (red abalone)
Lineage: Eukaryota; Metazoa; Mollusca; Gastropoda; Lepetellida; Haliotidae
Product: cytochrome P450 2U1-like
Exons: 6
Coding region: 375-1892 (505 amino acids)
Molecular function (GO): iron ion binding; oxidoreductase activity, acting on paired donors, with incorporation or reduction of molecular oxygen; monooxygenase activity
Source: RefSeq, a predicted model, not a curated record